Messenger RNA from Lipotes vexillifer (Yangtze River dolphin), 963 nucleotides. RefSeq names its product neural proliferation, differentiation and control 1 (gene NPDC1). Bases 1 to 963 code for a protein of 320 amino acids. The record is from RefSeq and is a predicted model, not a curated record. The transcript is spliced from 9 exons. Gene Ontology annotation, cellular component: membrane. Lineage: Eukaryota; Metazoa; Chordata; Mammalia; Artiodactyla; Lipotidae.
AUGGCGACGCCUGUCCCUCCGCCCUCCCCGCGGCACCUGCGGCUGCUGCGGCUGCUGCUCUCUGGCCUCGUCCUCGGCGCGGCCUUGCGCGGUGCGGCCGCCCGCCGCCCGGAUGCAGCCGUGUGUCCUGGGAGCCUGGACUGUGCCCUGAAGAGGCGGGCACGGUGCCCCCCGGGUGCACGUGUCUGUGGGCCCUGCCUUCAGCCCUUCCAGGAGGACCAGCAGGGGCUCUGUAUGCCCAGGAUGCACCAGCCUCAGGGGGAGGGCUUGCCCCAGCCCAGACUGGAAGAUGACAUCGACUUCCUGGCCCAGGAGCUAGCCCGGCAGGAGGUGGGGCACUCCAGGCUCACAGCCCCACCCCAGCCUGAGGGGCGACAGCGGCUCCUGGAGGCUGCAUCCACCCUGGGGUUCUCAGAGCGUGGCCGGGGCCCCAACCUGGGCCUCCCCUCCACGCGGGGAGCGCCCACGCCCCGCACCUCCUCCCUGCGCUCCGCUGUGUCAUCUGGGCCUGUGCACAUGUCCCCGCUGGAGCCGCGGGGCGGGCGCGGUGACGGCCUUGCCCUCCUGCUGAUCGUGGCGUGCUCCGUGGCCGGCGCGGCCGCCCUUGCCGUGGCCGUUCUCUGCUGGUGUCGGCUGCAGCGAGACGUUCGCCUGACCCAAAAGACUGACUAUGCGGCCCCGCAGGCCCCCAGCUCCCCAGCCACGCCCAGGAUCUCGCCCGGGGACCAGCGGCUGGCGCACAGCGCGGAGAUGUACCACUACCAGCACCAGAGGCAGCAGAUGCGGUGCCUGGAGCGGCAUAAGGAGACCCCCAAGGAGUUGGACUCCGCCUCCUCCGACGAGGAGAACGAAGACGGCGACUUCACGGUGUACGAGUGCCCCGGCCUGGCCCCGACUGGAGAGAUGGAGGUGCGGAACCCACUGUUCGACCACGCCUCGCUGUCCGCGCCCCCGCUGCAGUGA